Paramecium pentaurelia is the source of this 922-nucleotide messenger RNA. NCBI's taxonomy places the organism in Eukaryota, Ciliophora, Oligohymenophorea, Peniculida, Parameciidae. The record is from the annotation of a GenBank genome assembly.
AUGAGUUUAUCAUUUUCAUCUUUUGGGAAAAUUCUUGAAAAAACUCAGCCAAUAGCAGUAGAUGAAGUUAUAAAUCUUAAUGGACAUAUAUUACCAACAAUAAAGAAGGAUAAAAAGUAAUAAAAUACAAAUUAUUAAGCAAGCUCUAAAUGUUUUCUAUGUUGAGAAAAUAUGAAGGAAAACAAUAAAAUGAAUCAUUUCCAUUUAAUACUGUUUCAAGAAGAGCUAAACCAACUCUAUGUUGUAUAAUGCCAGAAAAAUCAUAUGAAGCAAAAUAUACACCAAAAUUUGAUGUAGUUUAGUGUAAAUCUCCUUCUUUUGAUUUUGGAUCAGGAAGUUAAAUCAGAACAAGAUCUAUAUCCAUUUGUAGUCAAGAUUACUAUAUUGAUUAAUAUACUUCUUUUAGAACUAUUUCAAAAUCAACAAAAGCAUCAAAUGAAAAGAAAAACACUAUAUCUCAUAUAAAAGAAGAAUGUCCUAAAUUAUAAAAUUCUUUAAAAAUAUAACUUCUUAAGAAUAAAAGAAACAAGACUCAUAAUUAUUCUCCUGAUUUCAAUAAGUAUACAGAUCGUAAAAAUACUUAGAGAGAAUUUUUGCAAUAAUAUGAUUUACUUGGAGUAAAUUAUGCAAGAAUAGUAAAAUUUAUUUAAAAUAAUGAAAGAAUAAAAGACUUGAUGUAGGAUAUGUUGAAUUUAGUAAAUUUACUAAUAAAGUAAUUAUGAAACAAGACAGAGCUGAAACACCCCCAUCAGUUCGUUUGGAUUACAAUUUUGAUAAACCAAAAUAAAUGAGAAAUAUAUAUUUAGGCAAUAAUAAACCUAUAUAACCUAGAUUAAAACCUAAAUUAUUAUUUUCUAUUAAUAAUUAUAGAUAAAGAUAAGUAAAAAAAACAUAGGAACUAAUAUAGUGGUCAAACUAAUGA